Molecule: messenger RNA, 2072 nt
Organism: Protobothrops mucrosquamatus (brown spotted pit viper)
Lineage: Eukaryota; Metazoa; Chordata; Lepidosauria; Squamata; Viperidae
Gene: CTDSPL2
Product: CTD small phosphatase like 2
Exons: 12
Coding region: 33-1433 (466 amino acids)
Molecular function (GO): phosphoprotein phosphatase activity
Source: RefSeq, a predicted model, not a curated record
CUUACAUAGCUUUACAUGUGACACCAUCAAAAAUGAGGCUGAGAACACGGAAAGCUUCUCAGCAGUCAAAUCAAAAUCACACACAGCGUGCAUUGAGAGUAAAGAGGAAAUACUCAGAGGUGGAAGAGAACAUAUCUGUUGGUGGAGGAAAACUUCAGAAAAAUGAAACUGGCUUACUAUCGUCAAUUAAAAAGUUCAUUAAAGGAAGUACCCCAAAGGACGAACGAGAACACCCUGCAAAGAGAAGUAGAAUUGAACGUGACAUAGAUGACAACUUAAUUACAUCCACUCCACGAACAGGAGAAAAGCCUCACAAACAGCUUUCUCGAGUGAAGCGGAAAAGUCCCGCGAAUGGAGAAGCUGGGAAUUAUGAAAUGGCCAACCAGCAUGUCCGGCAGAAUGGAAAAUUGGAUGAUAAUCCCACCAGCGGCAGCCCCCCAAGGACUACAUUAUUGGGGACCAUAUUUUCUCCUGUCUUCAAUUUUUUCUCACCAGCAAAUAAAAAUGGAACAGCAGGCUCAGAUUCUCCAGGCCAAGCUGUGGAGGCUGAAGAAAUCGUGAAGCAGCUUGAUAUGGAGCAGGUGGAUGAGAUUAUUACCAGCACUGCUGUCUCAGCCAACGGAGCGUCCUACGCCAGCCAGACAGCCCAGGUCCGAACGACCAUCAGCACUGUCUUGGAGGAAGUGGAUGAUGUGGCUGACUGUGAUCUGCCUCCGCUGACUGCACCAGUAUCUCCAGACAGUGGUUAUUCAUCAGCUCAUGCAGAAGCCACCUAUGAAGAAGACUGGGAAGUCUUUGAUCCAUACUACUUCAUCAAACAUGUUCCACCGCUAACAGAAGAACAACUUAAUCGGAAACCUGCUCUUCCAUUGAAAACCAGAAGUACACCAGAAUUCUCUUUAGUUCUAGACUUGGAUGAAACAUUAGUCCACUGUAGUCUAAAUGAACUGGAAGAUGCUGCACUCACGUUUCCAGUCCUUUUCCAGGAUGUCAUUUACCAGGUUUAUGUGCGAUUAAGACCAUUUUUCAGAGAAUUCUUAGAAUGUAUGUCCCAAAUUUAUGAGAUCAUUCUUUUUACUGCUUCUAAAAAGGUCUAUGCAGACAAAUUGCUGAAUAUAUUAGACCCUAAAAAGCAGCUGGUCAGGCAUCGACUUUUCCGUGAACAUUGUGUUUGUGUGCAAGGGAACUACAUAAAAGAUUUAAAUAUUCUUGGUAGAGAUCUCUCAAAAACGAUCAUCAUCGACAAUUCACCACAAGCCUUUGCCUACCAGCUUUCAAAUGGGAUUCCUAUAGAAAGCUGGUUCAUGGAUAAAAAUGACAAUGAACUCCUAAAGUUGAUUCCUUUUCUGGAAAAACUUGUAGAACUGAAUGAAGAUGUUCGGCCUCACAUACGAGACAGAUUUCGCUUGCAUGACUUACUACCCCCCGAUUAAACUCAAUUUCUGGUCAAAGCUGAAGGGAAAGAAAAUGCAGGAUCCUUUUUGUUUUUGGACUAGAACAAAAACAUUGCCAUUACUGUUGAAAUUUUUGCAUUUUUGUACCCUUUCUCGCUUUUCUUAUCUUUGGUGCCCAACAGUAAUAAAGGGUUACAGAAGAACUUCCUAUAUCGCCAAAUGGAAAGAUGUGCAGUACAGUAGGUAGGCUAGAACAGGAGAAGAGUCUUUAGAUCUAGUGCAACUCCACUGGUUUUUAAUGUACAGAACACCUGCCGUUUUUAAAGAAUUCUGUUUCUGCCACCAGCAGUUUAUCCUAUAAAAAUACAGGAUUUAUGAAAUCACAGAGAUUGAAAAUGGACUCUUGUUUUCUCUCUGUUUGGUGCUCUCUAAGUGGGUUUGUAGCCACUUUGUGUUUUAAAAUUCUCAUUUCAACAGGAAUGGCCAGUAAUUUUUUUCCUGUUAAGGUUUAUAACCUUUUUACACUUUUGAUCUGUAUUCAAUUUUAGAAUUUCAUUAUGCAUUCCUUUUAGUUGAGGUGACUUCAUAUUUUUCUGGGAAUAGCCAAGUUUUAUUCAUUUUUAUUUUUAUUAUUCGGUUGAAUGGCCAUUUUCCUGCUUUGUCUGCCUGCAUAUUGUA